GUACGGCAACGUCAUAUUAAUCCCCGCAAUGGCGGAGAAAACAGUCCUGGAUAAAGGGUCAUCGUUUAUGGAUCCUUUCAAAGGACUUUUACUGACAUAUUUUAUGCCCGAAUCAUGUUACGACGAGUUCUUUCUCAAUUUCAACCUAUUGGACGUACCAUGUCUGAAGAUUGUGCUGAGCAAAGGCCUAGGGGUCGGCAUCAUCCUCGGAUCAGUGAUGGUGAAGCUGCCUCAGAUCUUAAAGCUGAUGGGAGCAAAGAGCGCUGAGGGACUGAGCUUCAAGUCUGUUCUGCUGGAGCUGCUAGCCAUCACAGGAACAAUGGCCUACAGCAUUGCCAACAAGUUCCCUUUCAGUGCCUGGGGUGAGGCUCUGUUCCUCAUGCUGCAGACCGUCACCAUUGGCUUCCUCAUUCAGUACUAUGGAGGAAGAACCAGCAGAGGUCUCCUCUUCCUGAUUGUGUAUUUUGGCCUGCUCAUCCUCCUGCUGUCUCCAGUCACUCCCAUGUCAGUGGUUACCUACAUGCAGGCCUCUAACAUGCCUGCAAUCAUCAUCGGCAGGAUGAAAUAG
Messenger RNA from Morone saxatilis (striped sea-bass), 568 nucleotides. RefSeq names its product mannose-P-dolichol utilization defect 1b (gene mpdu1b). Gene Ontology annotation, biological process: oligosaccharide biosynthetic process. The transcript has 6 exons. The record is from RefSeq and is a predicted model, not a curated record. Bases 29 to 568 code for a protein of 179 amino acids. NCBI's taxonomy places the organism in Eukaryota, Metazoa, Chordata, Actinopteri, Moronidae.